AUGGCACCCUCGGUCUUCAUGAAACUUGUUUUGGCCAACAUCGCGGGCGGCGCCACUGCAGACAACAUUGACCACCUGAUCCAGCAGCAAGUGUACCUCCACCAGUGCCUGGCUCGCAAUCUUAACGACACAGCUUGGUCGCGGAUAGAGUGCCACAUUCGGCUGGACCUUCGCACGGGAAAGGACUACUGCAGCGGCGCCAUGCACCUCCGCCAGCGCAGGGUUUGCGCGCACACAUCACGGCAUGGGGAGCUCAAGAUGGGGGCCCCAUACUGGCAAAUGGGUCGCCCAUUCCUCCAUCCGUCUCAGCCGUCGGUUUAUUGCGUGGAGGCAGACUCAGUAUCGAUGUGCAAGCUUGCCAGCGGCCACUUUUCGCUGAAGGUUUGCCCAUUCCGCUACUUCUCGCAGCCCUUGGGCACACAGGCGUUAACCACCACAUUGCGGCGGAAAGGGCGAGCCUUGCGAGAUGUUGUGGAGUCUCUGGAGGGCACAGCUACCCUGGCCGUGCAGCUGGCACACCAGCUACUCGAAAUCGAGCGUAUCCCCGCGUCGCUACCCGAUGUUUGGGAUGGGAUGACUUUCGCGUUCCGAACUGCCGACAGUGAGGAAGCAGAGGCUCUGUUUGGUGAGACCGGGGUGGUCACUGGGUUUGCUAGGGGUCUCUUCUUUGUGCUAAAGGAGUUGGCUUGGAUUGAUGUGGGGGAGUGGACCCCAGAGUUGCUCUACCAGUUGCACUCGGUUGUGUGUCCGCAGCUUGGCGCGAGGACCGAGCACAUGAGCCACGGAGAGGAUACGGUUCCGCCCUUGGGGAUCGAGGUGCCUGCGCUUGUUGACUCAUUCCUCCAGUGGCUCCGAAGACUUCACCACAAGAGUUGUGCCGACAGGGUGGUGGUGGCGCUGCAAGCCAGUCUUUUUCUGGGGUGGAUCCACCCCUGGCGAGGCUGCAACGGCCGGACAGCACGACUGGUGACGUCGGCCCUCCUGAUUCAAGAAGGGGUUGUGCCGGCCUUCUUCAGUUUAGGUCGUGGCGAAGCAGCUCUCGAAGCUCAUGUCUUUGUGCAGAACAAGUCGUACUAUGGAGAUGCUUCAACAUACAUCGACGGCAUGCUGAAUCAGCUCAAUCUCAGCGCCGAGGUGUUUCAGACAUUUGUGCUGAAGGCCAACCCACGUGCCAUUGCAAAGAUGAAGCCCCCCCCGCCAACGUGGGCGGGUGCGUUUGGACGCACAAGUCGUCCAGAUCCCGAUGUGUAG
Messenger RNA from Symbiodinium necroappetens, 1251 nucleotides. NCBI's taxonomy places the organism in Eukaryota, Dinophyceae, Suessiales, Symbiodiniaceae. The record is from the annotation of a GenBank genome assembly.